UAUUUUAAUGUCAACCUGCUCCUUCUUCCUCGGCAGACAGGAGAGACAGUCAGAACAGAACGGCACCGCAGCGCUCAGAGAGGACACGGACAUCGAGUUGCUCUCUACAGAAACUACCCUUCGCAUGGCCAGGCGGCCAAGACACAGUGUGUAUAGUAGUGAAGAAGAUGAGGAGGAUAUUGAGAUGUAUGAACACGACUACGAUGGACCGCUGGCCAAGGAAGCAAAACGCCAUCAAGGGAAAACUCGCUGGACAAGAGAAGAGGAUGAGAAGUUGAAGAAGCUGGUAGAACAUCAUGGGUCCUCGGACUGGAAACUCAUCGCCAGCUUCCUACCUAACCGUACAGAUGUGCAGUGUCAGCACCGCUGGCAGAAGGUUCUCAACCCUGAACUCAUCAAAGGACCCUGGACCAAGGAGGAGGACCAGAGAGUGAUUGAACUAGUCCAGAAGUAUGGAGCCAAGCGUUGGUCCGUAAUCGCCAAGCAUCUGAAGGGUCGGAUAGGGAAGCAGUGCAGAGAGCGCUGGCACAACCACCUGAACCCCGAGGUGAAGAAGACUUCCUGGACCGAGGAAGAGGAUCAGAUCAUCUACCAGGCCCACGAGAAACUGGGCAACCGCUGGGCCGAGAUCGCCAAACUGCUGCCUGGAAGGACUGAUAAUGCCAUUAAGAACCAUUGGAACUCUACGAUGCGUAGGAAGGUGGAGCAGGAGGGUUACCUUCAGCACUCCUCCCACUCCAUCGCCCCCGGUUACGCCAAGGCCAAUCACCACAACGUGGGCUUCCAUCACCACUCCCCUCUCCCUCCCCUCUCCCUCCUCACGGGCACCUACCCUUAUAUUCCGGACCAUAGGGUUCCCUUUCCCCUAGCGCUGCACGUCAACAUCUUGAACAUUCCACAGCACGGAACAGCUGCUAUACAGAGACAUUAUAGUGAGGAGGACCCAGAGAAGGAGAAGAGGGUGAAGGAGAUUGAGCUGCUGCUGAUGUCAACAGAAAAUGAGCUGAGGGGACAGCCUGCACUACCUAUCAUUCCUUUCUCCAGCUGGGGGGGUCGUACCAGUUCAGAGAGCCAGGGUCAUCACUACCAGGCCACUGUUCCAUGCCUCUCUAUAGAGAGCACCUCACACAGCAACAACAAUAACAACAACAACAGCAACAGUCACCAUGACAUCCACGCCCUCUCCAACCUCCCGGAGUUCAUGGAGUCAGUCAUCGACUCGCUUUUCAACCAAUCAGACAGCCACAGCUUACCAAUGAGCUCCCAGAAACCCCUGGUGGCCACAGCUCCACCCCGACCACAGAAAGAAAACGGCAUGUUCAGGACUCCUACUAUCCGUCGUUCCCUCCUGGAGUUGUCUCCACGUUCUCUGACCCCGUUCAGGUCUUCCAUGGUAGAGUGUAUAAAACAGGAACCUAUGGAGUGUGUUGUCUCAGUCGGGGGCCAACAGCCAACCGGGGUCUCCCCAGACCAACAGCCAUCCUUAAAGAAGAUCAAACAAGAGGUGGAGUCUCCCUAUCUACAGUGGGAAGGAGCAGACAUCCACACCCAGCUCUUCUCCCCCUCCGGCCCCGCACAGGAAGUACCUGAUCUGCUGACUACUUCUGCACUGAAUGAAGACGGACACAAACCCUACCACCUCCCCCGUCGGUCUCUGGGCAGCCCACUACAGCAGCUCAACACUUGGGACCAAGUGGCUUGUGGGAAGGUGGAGGACCAAGUGGCUUGUGGGAAGGUGGAGGACAAGGUCUUGGCUUUAGAGCAUAAAUACAUCACUUCAUACUCUGCUAGGACCUUGGUCAUGUAAUAUAUAUACACACACAGACAGACAGACAGACAGACAGACAGACAGACAGACAGACAGACAGACAGACAGACAGACAGACAGACAGACAGACAGACAGACAGACAGACAGAGACACUCGUUGGAUUCAAAGACCAAAGACUUUAAUUUGUUUAUUUCUAUUAUUUUGUAUUCAUGGGUUGUUUUGUCACCAUAUUGUCUUGAACUUCUGAUCUGACGCCUGACUGAGCGUUCUACUCAAUACAUUGUCAAUGGUUAUUGAAUCAAAAGUCUAUUACAAUCGGCUUGGAAGCACAAUGCCGAUGCAAUCAAAAGGAGGCAUUACAAUAGUAGGAAAACCUUUUGUCAUCAUUUUGAUGUCGCCAGAUUGACUUUAGAUGCAGUAUAACGUUAGCUAGCUAGCUAAGAUUGAUGGCAGGCCACCAGAUUGACUUUAGAUGCAGUAUAACGUUAGCUAGCUAGCUAAGAUUGAUGGCAGGCCACCAGAUUGACUUUUGAUGCAGUAUAACGUUAGCUAGCUAGCUAAGAUUGAUGGCAGGCCACCAGAUUGACUUUAGAUGCAGUAUAACGUUAGCUAGCUAGCUAAAAUUGAUGACAGGCCGCCAGAUUGACUUUAGAUGCAGUAUAACGUUAGCUAGCUAGCUAAGAUUGAUGGCAGGCCGCCAGAUUGACUUUAGAUGCAGUAUAACGUUAGCUAGCUAGCUAAGAUUGAUGGCAGGCCGCCAGAUUGACUUUAGAUGCAGUAUAACGUUAGCUAGCUAGCUAAGAUUGAUGGCAGGCCGCCAGAUUGACUUUAGAUGCAGUAUAACGUUAGCUAGCUAGCUAAGAUUGAUGGCAGGCCACCGGAUUUUAGCUAGCUAACGUUAGAAUUUGCUAGCUAUUUUCUUUUUUUUUUACAAACUUUGCUAUAACUAAGUAAAUUUGAUGACAUGAUAAUGCUGACAAAGUUGUUUUUUCCUACUAAAUAUUUGACUACUUUUAGCAAUGUCAUCGUAUUUCCAGGCGCUAUAGUGUCAUUUAGACGAAACAGAAAUUAGCCUCCGCCCAGAAAGACUGGGCAUAUCACCACUGUAGAGCACCACUAUGGCGCCGCCGAUAGAUGGCGGCUUGAGAACGUUCAUAACAAUGGCACGACGCGACCGAGUGACGGAGGUGCAACCUAUGAAUGGUUUUGUUAUUAGUGUGGAUCCUGUGGGUAGGUUGUGGUAUUGAAUGUUGUAUUAUAAAGCAGAGAGAAAAAUGAUGUGCCUAUAAAUGAAUAAUAAUGGGGCUGUGUUUUUAAUACCUGAAUAUAAAAAAAACAAGCUGAUUUAA
Oncorhynchus nerka (sockeye salmon) is the source of this 3118-nucleotide messenger RNA. RefSeq names its product transcriptional activator Myb-like. The transcript is spliced from 14 exons. NCBI's taxonomy places the organism in Eukaryota, Metazoa, Chordata, Actinopteri, Salmoniformes, Salmonidae. The record is from RefSeq and is a predicted model, not a curated record. Gene Ontology annotation, molecular function: RNA polymerase II cis-regulatory region sequence-specific DNA binding; DNA-binding transcription factor activity, RNA polymerase II-specific. The coding region runs from base 8 to 1807 and encodes 599 amino acids. Gene Ontology annotation, cellular component: nucleus. Gene Ontology annotation, biological process: regulation of DNA-templated transcription.